ACCCCACCCCUCAAAAUUAAAGCCUUCAUUUUCAUCCAUACAUCCAAAACUACAAAGGUUUUAUGUUUAUCUAUAAAUUAUUCUGCCUUGAUACAAGAGACUUUGUAGGUAUAUCUAUUUCUUUAGGAGUGGCUUGGUAGAAAUAUUAUCAAAAGACCCAAGUGAUCAAGACUCGCGAUUUGGUGAUCUUACAUUUCAUGGGAGGAACAAAGGAAACUUUUGAAGCAGAAAUGGGGUUGAAGCAAAACCAUGGUGCUAGUCCAUGGAAUGUUCAAUGGGUGAUUAAUAUGGGAACUGCUGGCACAGAUAGUUGCGAUGAUUUCUCAGAAUCAUUUGAGUCAAGUUUUGAAGACUCAGCAAAAUCUUCUUCUAUAGAGUCGGUAGAGGAUGAUGCAUCGUCUUCAUCAUCGUCUUAUGGGCCUUUGUAUGAGUUGUCUGAUCUAAUGGCUCAACUUCCAAUCAAGAGAGGGCUAUCAAAGUAUUAUAAAGGGAAAAGUGAGUCUUUUGGGUGUUUGAGGAGUGUGAAGAGCUUCGAGGAUCUUGCGAAGAAUGGGAAUUCAUAUAAGAGCUUCAGAGGAGGUUUAGAUGGCAAAAGAACAUUGUUUGGUCCAAAAGCUACCAUUACAAAGAAGUCUUCAAGAAAGUCCAACUUAUCUUCACUUACUCAUACAAAUACUCUUGUAGCUUCUUGUAGAUCUCUCAUUUCUUUAAAGAAGAAUUUGUAACAUCAAGAUUCUCAGAAAGCUUGCUGCAAUUUUUUUUUUUUUUUUUUUAAUCUAGCAAUCUGUGAAAAUGUAAGUGGUUAAAGUCUCUUAUAGAAAUAGGAUAUAACCAGAAUACAAUCUUUUUGAAAAGUGUUUUGUGGAUUAAAAAGAUUUGCAGGCUUGAAAAUCUCUAUUUCGCCU
Molecule: messenger RNA, 905 nt
Organism: Nicotiana attenuata
Lineage: Eukaryota; Viridiplantae; Streptophyta; Magnoliopsida; Solanales; Solanaceae
Exons: 2
Coding region: 198-725 (175 amino acids)
Source: RefSeq, a predicted model, not a curated record